AAAUAUUUCUCCUAACGCCAUUUUGAACGCCGCGUGCAGGAUGAACAUUUAACAGCUAGGAACCCCAAUCAGAAGCAGAAUGGGGAGGAGGGUGAAGUAGAAAGCCAAGAGAGCGAGCAAGUAGCAACGUUCUAAUCGCAUCUUUAAGGGCCCGAGGAGAGGGCUCUGUGGUCUCUGCGGAGUUUCCUGCGACCGGAGGAUAAUUUUCGCUAGGGUUUCGCUUCAUACCAAGCUUAAAAUGGAAGACUCAAACGAGCCGAUGAAGACGGAGCUGAAAGAGCAAAAGAAAAUGGUGAAGAAAGAUUGUAAGAAGGAGAAUGAAUCGGAUAAGAGCCAACAAAACGUAUCAAGGUUUUUGAACCGAAAAACCAUGAAUUGUAGAUGUCGUCCAUCUGCAGUUAGAUAUGUUCUUGAUAAGGUUUGGCCUACAAUUUCUGAGGAGACAUGGAAUAAUUUAAAAGCAAUUAAUAUGGUUCAGUUUUUUGAACUCCCUCCAUAUCGUCAAAAUCAUAUCCUAACUAUGCACAUAUUGAAUUGUUGGGAUAUUGAUCGAAUAGUAUUCAAUAUGGGCGGGAAAGAGCUGAGAUUUGAUUCAGAUCAAGUUGCCUUACUCAUAGGCAUGCCCAACAGAGGAUCACCAGCUAAAUGGAAUAAAGUUCCCUCCUGUGGCGUGGAUGCCAGACAAAUAAAAAGUGACCUAUUGAAGGUUGCACUAGGGGAGUCUUCUAUUCCCUUUGACGAUCUAUUUCUUAAGUUUUUAUUGUCAAAUUUAUUUUUUCCUUCAAGCAAUUUUAGUGUGGCCAAAGGUCUUUACACAAUCUGUGAGAAUUUACAUGAUUUUUCUUCAUUUAAUUGGCCUGCUACAAUAUGUGAAUAUCUCAUUGAGCAAGUCACUGCCUGUUCCAUUAAAAUAAAGAAGAACCAACCAUUGGGAUACAUGAAUGGUUUUGUUUUUCUUCUGACGCUCUGGUUUUAUGAGCACACAUCUUUGGUGGUCCCCAUUGCUCCUGAGGCCAGACCUCGCAUGUUGAGGUGGCCUAUAAGUCUGAGCUGGAACUCAUCACAUAUUCAUACCGUCUUUAAGAGGCUAAACCCUACACAAAUUUUUGAUUUUUUUGUGGAUUUAAAAGAGGAUGAGCAUCAUUUACUAGCUCUUCCAGUUGAAGGAUCAUCCAGUCAUAUGAUCAGAAUCCCACAACAGGAAACUCACUCCAUACCGCAUUCGCCCGAUUCUUUUGAUGUUAAUCCUAUUGUUCCAUAUCACAUCAGCCCGCAACGAACACAUACACAUACGGACAAUAAUAUUAGAUUAGAAGAAAUAUAUUAUAUACUUAGAGAUCAACAAAAAUUUCUUUUUGACUUUCAAGAAUCUGUGAAUAGCCAUUUUACUAAUUUAGAUAGCAAAAUGUUAAAGUUGCAGUCUCAAGUGAAUAAAUUAGAGAAAGAAAAAAAUAAAACUGAAGGUAAAUUUGCAAUAAAAAAGGUACAUGAAUCUUCAAUUGAUAGUUUGAUCCAAAGGGUUAAGGUCAGAGUAAAUAGAAAAAAGAGGAAAUUAAGUACCCCAUAUACAGUAGUACCACAGAAGAAAAGUAAACCAAUAAAGGAAGUGGAGGAGCAUUCCAAAUGUUCAUUAGAUGUUUUAAUUGCACAGUUUGAAAAAUCAGAAAAAAUAAUGGAGGAGUCUGUUUCACAAGAACCAAUAAUAACUGACUCACUACAGCCAAUUACAAAACAACUCAUGACAGAUCUUGAAGAUAUAAAUAAAGAGGUUGAGGAGAAAGAACAAUACAUUACAGAAGCCCAAGAUGUAAAUACAGAGGAAGAGGAGCAAAAUCAAGUUAGGGCAAAGGCUCGAGAUGUACAUAUAGAGGAAGAGGAGCAAAAACUGCUCAUUUCAGAACAUCAAGAUGCAAAUAAAGAGCAUGAGGAGCAAGACUCAAUCCCAGAAAAUGAAGAUGAAUAUCUUGAUAAGGAUUAUCAAGAAAUGAAAAGAUCAUUCCCAUGGGAAGAAGCAGUCACCAUAUCAUUGAUAGACUCUUCAGAUUCAGAUUCAGAUUCUGUGGAAGAUAAGCAAGAUAGAGCAAAGCGUAACAAGAAGGAUUGUUCCUCUGAAAACCUGGAAAAUAUUACAUCAGAGGGUACACUGAUCCGAUUGGCAGGAAUGUAUCAGGAGCACAUGAAACGCAUACCCAUCCCUACUUUCAGUGGUUCUGUUGUUCCCUUCACAUCCUGGCAAGGUUUGGCUAAAUCCCUGAAGCAGCUGUAUGGACAACCAUUGCACUAUCUUACAAACACCCUACUGAAACAGUGGGAUAGCGAAAGGUUAGGGAGUGAUAAUGAGCAGCAGCCGCUUGAUACCGUAGUACAUCCUGUAAAGGCUCAGACCCUCGUCUGGCUGACCGAAGAACUCCACAGGCUCACUGCUUCUCCAAUCCAUUUAGCCAAACUGUGGGCUUCUGAUCCUAUGUACCAUUCCCACAUUGAUCCCUUUCUGUCCUACUGAUUUCUGUUAAUGUUUCAAGGCCGCAGCUUUCUUCAAUAUCCACUUCCAGUAUGUGAGUAUGGUUUCUGAUGGCUUCAUUAGUUUAUUAAGAGAGUUAUUGUCUUUUUAGUGUGAUAUGUCAUCCCAAUCUCAUGUUCUUUGAAUUUUAUUGCUUGAGUAGGAUUUAAGCCUUAGAUUGCUGAGAAGCUUAGUUUUUGGUGUUGUUGGGCUGUAGAGGAAUUAGUGUGGGUAAUUGCUAUAAUUAUCUAAAAGUCUGCAAAUUGACUUGCCUUUAUCUCA
Molecule: messenger RNA, 2782 nt
Organism: Phalaenopsis equestris
Lineage: Eukaryota; Viridiplantae; Streptophyta; Magnoliopsida; Asparagales; Orchidaceae
Exons: 7
Coding region: 239-2503 (754 amino acids)
Cellular component (GO): nucleus
Source: RefSeq, a predicted model, not a curated record